AUGCAAUCUUUAGGGGUCUCUGGAAAUAGAAAGGUUAUGCAGUCUGGAACCUGUGAGCCUUUUCAAUCUCUAAGUCAUCAGAGAAAUGAUGAAGAGGCAGUUGUGGAUAGAGGUGGAACUCGUUCUAUUCUCAAAACACACUUUGAGAAAGAAGAUUUAGAAGGUCAUCGGACACUAUUUAUUGGAGUUCAUGUGCCCCUGGGAGGAAGAAAAAGCCAUCGACGUCACAGGCAUCGUGGUCAUAAACACAGAAAGAGAGACAGAGAGAGAGAUUCGGGACUAGAGGAUGGCAGGGAGUCACCUUCCUUUGACACCCCAUCACAGCGGGUACAGUUUAUUCUUGGAACUGAGGAUGAUGAUGAGGAACACAUUCCUCAUGACCUUUUUACGGAACUGGAUGAGAUUUGCUGGCGUGAAGGUGAGGAUGCUGAAUGGCGAGAAACAGCCAGGUGGUUGAAGUUUGAAGAAGAUGUGGAAGAUGGAGGGGAAAGGUGGAGCAAGCCUUAUGUGGCUACUCUAUCACUGCACAGCUUGUUUGAGUUGAGAAGUUGUAUUCUGAAUGGAACUGUGUUGCUGGACAUGCAUGCCAACACUUUAGAAGAAAUUGCAGAUAUGGUCCUUGAUCAACAAGUGAGCUCAGGUCAGCUCAAUGAUGAUGUACGCCACAGGGUCCACGAGGCACUGAUGAAACAGCAUCACCACCAGAAUCAGAAAAAACUCACCAAUAGGAUUCCCAUUGUUCGUUCCUUUGCUGAUAUUGGCAAGAAACAAUCAGAACCAAAUUCCAUGGAUAAAAAUGGUCAGGUUGUUUCUCCUCAGUCGGCUCCAGCCUGUGUUGAGAAUAAGAAUGAUGUGAGCAGGGAAAACAGCACUGUUGACUUUAGCAAGGGCCUGGGAGGCCAACAAAAGGGGCAUGCUAGUCCAUGUGGGAUGAAACAAAGGCAUGAAAAAGGACCUCCACACCAGCAAGAGAGAGAGGUUGAUCUGCAUUUUAUGAAGAAGAUUCCUCCAGGUGCUGAAGCUUCAAACAUCUUAGUUGGGGAAUUGGAGUUUUUGGAUCGAACUGUAGUUGCGUUUGUCAGGUUGUCUCCAGCUGUACUGCUUCAAGGACUGGCUGAAGUCCCAAUCCCAACCAGAUUUUUGUUCAUUCUUCUGGGACCCCUGGGAAAGGGGCAACAGUACCAUGAGAUUGGCAGAUCAAUUGCAACCCUAAUGACAGAUGAGGUAUUUCAUGAUGUUGCUUACAAAGCUAAAGAUCGUAACGACUUGGUAUCAGGAAUUGAUGAAUUUCUGGAUCAGGUUACUGUUCUCCCUCCUGGAGAAUGGGAUCCAAGCAUUCGAAUAGAGCCUCCCAAAAAUGUUCCUUCCCAGGAGAAGAGGAAGAUUCCUGCUGUACCAAAUGGAACAGCAGCUCAUGGGGAAGCCGAGCCCCACGGAGGACAUAGUGGACCUGAACUCCAGCGAACUGGAAGGAUUUUUGGGGGACUUAUUUUAGAUAUCAAAAGAAAAGCUCCAUACUUCUGGAGUGACUUCAGAGAUGCUUUCAGCUUGCAGUGCUUAGCAUCUUUUCUGUUUCUCUACUGCGCGUGUAUGUCUCCCGUCAUCACAUUUGGAGGACUGCUAGGAGAAGCAACUGAAGGGCGAAUAAGUGCGAUCGAAUCUCUCUUUGGAGCGUCCAUGACUGGGAUAGCCUAUUCUCUCUUUGGUGGACAGCCUCUUACCAUAUUAGGCAGUACAGGACCAGUUUUGGUGUUUGAAAAGAUUUUGUUUAAAUUUUGCAAAGAAUAUGGGCUGUCAUACCUAUCUUUAAGAGCUAGUAUUGGACUUUGGACUGCAACCCUGUGUAUCAUACUUGUGGCCACUGAUGCAAGCUCCCUUGUCUGCUAUAUCACCCGGUUUACUGAAGAAGCUUUUGCUUCUCUUAUUUGCAUCAUUUUCAUUUAUGAGGCCCUGGAGAAGUUGUUUGAACUCAGUGAAGCAUAUCCGAUCAACAUGCAUAAUGAUUUGGAACUGCUGACACAAUAUUCGUGUAACUGUGUGGAACCACAUAAUCCUAGCAAUGAUACUUUGAAGGAAUGGAGGGAGUCCAAUAUUUCUGCCUCUGACAUAAUUUGGGAGAACCUAACUGUGUCGGAAUGCAAAUCAUUGCAUGGAGAGUAUGUUGGACGAGCUUGUGGCCACGAGCACCCAUAUGUUCCAGAUGUUCUAUUUUGGUCAGUGAUCCUGUUCUUUUCCACAGUUACUCUGUCAGCCACACUGAAGCAGUUCAAGACUAGCCGCUAUUUUCCAACCAAGGUGCGAUCCAUAGUGAGCGACUUUGCUGUCUUUCUUACGAUUCUGUGUAUGGUUUUAAUUGACUAUGCCAUUGGGAUCCCAUCUCCAAAACUACAAGUACCAAGUGUUUUCAAGCCCACAAGAGAUGAUCGUGGCUGGUUUAUUACACCUUUAGGCCCAAAUCCAUGGUGGACAGUAAUAGCUGCUAUUAUUCCAGCUUUACUUUGUACUAUUCUAAUUUUUAUGGACCAACAGAUUACAGCCGUCAUCAUCAACAGAAAAGAGCAUAAGCUAAAGAAAGGUUGUGGGUACCAUCUGGAUCUAUUAAUGGUGGCUGUCAUGCUUGGUGUGUGCUCCAUCAUGGGCCUGCCGUGGUUUGUGGCUGCCACUGUCCUCUCCAUCACUCAUGUCAACAGCCUAAAACUGGAAUCAGAAUGUUCAGCUCCAGGAGAACAACCCAAAUUUCUUGGCAUUCGGGAGCAAAGGGUUACUGGGCUUAUGAUUUUUAUUCUUAUGGGUUCAUCAGUCUUUAUGACCAGUAUUCUGAAGUUUAUUCCUAUGCCAGUGCUAUAUGGAGUGUUCCUUUAUAUGGGUGCUUCAUCGCUAAAAGGAAUUCAGUUCUUCGAUAGAAUAAAGCUCUUCUGGAUGCCUGCAAAACAUCAACCAGAUUUUAUAUAUCUAAGGCAUGUACCACUUCGAAAAGUCCAUCUCUUCACAGUUAUUCAGAUGAGUUGCCUUGGCCUUUUGUGGAUAAUAAAAGUUUCAAGAGCUGCUAUUGUCUUUCCCAUGAUGGUGUUAGCUCUGGUAUUUGUAAGAAAGUUGAUGGACUUGCUGUUUACCAAACGGGAACUCAGCUGGUUGGAUGAUUUAAUGCCUGAGAGUAAGAAAAAGAAACUAGAAGAUGCUGAAAAAGAAGAAGAACAAAGUAUGCUGGCUAUGGAAGAUGAGGGCACAGUACAACUCCCAUUGGAGGGGCACUAUAGAGAUGAUCCAUCUGUGAUCAAUAUUUCUGAUGAAAUGUCAAAGACUGCCUUGUGGAGGAACCUUCUGAUUACUGCCGAUAACUCAAAAGAUAAGGAGUCAAGCUUUCCUUCUAAAAGCAUUGAAAGCCGAAAUGAGAAGAAAGCUGACUCAGGGAAAGGUGUUGACAGGGAGACUUGUCUAUGA
Molecule: messenger RNA, 3441 nt
Organism: Lagenorhynchus albirostris (white-beaked dolphin)
Lineage: Eukaryota; Metazoa; Chordata; Mammalia; Artiodactyla; Delphinidae
Gene: SLC4A10
Product: solute carrier family 4 member 10
Exons: 26
Coding region: 1-3441 (1146 amino acids)
Biological process (GO): transmembrane transport; monoatomic anion transport; bicarbonate transport
Cellular component (GO): plasma membrane; basolateral plasma membrane
Molecular function (GO): sodium:bicarbonate symporter activity; solute:inorganic anion antiporter activity; monoatomic anion transmembrane transporter activity
Source: RefSeq, a predicted model, not a curated record